Messenger RNA from Branchiostoma floridae (Florida lancelet), 2018 nucleotides. Its product is annotated as angiopoietin-related protein 2-like. The record is from RefSeq and is a predicted model, not a curated record. Bases 575 to 1528 code for a protein of 317 amino acids. The transcript is spliced from 6 exons. Lineage: Eukaryota; Metazoa; Chordata; Leptocardii; Amphioxiformes; Branchiostomatidae.
GGUCAGACACCAGGGGGCCCAAUGUCGACAUUGACCUGCGUCUUUCCAACACCUAGAGAUAAAUGUCCAGACGAUGAAUGAUGUAUGAAAUGAGUAAACUGGUAGAUAUGCCUUAUGCCAGCUUAGACAAGAACAAGAAAUAUGUGUAGUUCAUGCCUUCAAGAACAUGUGCUUGAUACUUUGAUACUUUAUUCUGUCCAUUAGCUAACUAACAUACUUUAUAACCAAAAUUUUCAACCAAGGAUUGAUGUGUUAUAGAUACAGAUAACGUUACAGAAUAUCAGGUUCGAUUUCCUACUGAACAUUGCCUACUAGUACUUUGCCACACCUUUUAGGAUACCAAUGGCCCACGCAUGGGUCCAGUCAAUUUGAUUUGAAUAAUAGCGAUGGUUUCCGACCGAGGCCGGACGUCCGACAAAAUUCACGGAAGUCACAGUUGACAAUGCUUAACAUCCUACGCGCAUUCCACCUGUCAUCUAUAUAAGGUUGCUGCAAGCCGUCGGUUGUUUCAAUGUAGUAGCUCUCUUUACCUGCAUCCCAUCCGAGCACUUUUUAGUUAGGGACAAGGUGAAAGAUGGAACGUUUGCCGAUUUGCUUGAACUUUUGUUUUCUGGCUGUGCUUCCAUUGUUACAAGUACUGGGCCAGGCUGAGGCGCUCCCGUUAUCCCUGGUAGAAGAAGACACGCCACAGAAUUUUUCAUUGCCAGCAGAGGUAGUCAACGUCGUAUGUAAGGCGAACUGUGGCACAGGUAAUUCAACGGCAAAACUCCCUGUCCAAGCACUGAUCAACAAGUUGUGUGAGCAGGCGGGUAUAGUGGAUAAGGGCGACUCUGGAGAUUGUCAGCCCGCUGUGCCUGACGUGAUGCCACUGCUCACCGACUGCUCCAAGAUAUUCCGUUACCUAAAGGGGGCGAAUAGAAUCCCUAGUGGACCGUGGAGAAUCAAGCCUGACAACAUGGAAACCUCUGUGGAAGUUUACUGUGAGAUGGAGGCUGACCAAGGCGGCUGGACGGUCAUACAGAACCGGUUUGACGGCUCAGUCAACUUCUACAGACGAAUCGGGGACUACAGGCACGGCUUUGGUGACAUCGCCGGAGAACACUGGCUCGGUCUCAAAGUUUUACACGCACUCACGGGGGGAGAUACUAACUACGAGCUACGUAUCGAGUUGGAAGAUUGGGGCGGCAGUUCGGCUUGGGCUAAGUACAGCAAGUUUAAAAUCGCCGGAGAGAGAGAGAAAUACAAGUUAACUGUCAGCGGCUACGAAGGCAACGCUUCGGACUCCUUCGUUUACAACUCCCAGCAGUGUGGUUUCAGUACAAGGCAGGACGACAGCCCGUAUCGUCACUGCGCAGAAGAACAAGGAGGUGGGUGGUGGUACUGCUCACGUGUCUGUGAGAGAUCGAGGUCGAACCUGAAUGGGCCAUACUUCAAACCUGAUCACUACCGACAUGAAGAAAACACGGGCCUUGGUGUGUACUGGAAGGGAUGGAAGGCACACUCACGAGAACACUCACGAGAACACUAACGAGAUUCUCUCAAGGCCACCAGGAUGAUGAUUAGGCCGAGUGAUUUUCUAGAUCAGAUCGCAAAGUAAGUAACGUUAGAUUUAAACCGGAUUCUGAAAGCGGAUUAAACAGAACGUUCGCUGUGACGAUUAAAACUGAGUAGUAACACUUCAAAUGCGAUGAGCUGUGUUAGUUUUAUGUCCUUUUAGUUACUUGUGUGAUAGUCACCGAUAAUAUAUUCUAUUUUAUUUGAAACAUUCAAGACUUUUUAUCUAGUUAUAGAUUUUUUUUGAAUAAGCAAAAUUUAGUUGCAUUACUGUUUUUUUUUUUAAUAUUAACAAUUGAUUUCUCAGUGUAAAUGAUGUCAACCAUUCAUGCAUUUCCCAGGGCCUGAGCAGUUUAAUUUAUAUUAAGUUAUGUUAUGUUAUUCCUACGAAUAAAGGUCUUAAAAGUUUCGAUCUGGUUUGAAACGGUAGUGGAGUUCUGCUUGUUUGUUUAUUUGUUUGUUUG